Seminavis robusta is the source of this 3309-nucleotide messenger RNA. The record is from the annotation of a GenBank genome assembly. NCBI's taxonomy places the organism in Eukaryota, Bacillariophyta, Bacillariophyceae, Naviculales, Naviculaceae.
AUGGGCAUCUGUGGCCUCCUCCAAAACCUCAAGUUCUGCACCCGCAAAGGAAGCGUCCGUGAAUUCUCUGGCAAAUGUAUUGUUGUAGAUGCUUCUUCUUGGCUUCACAAGAGUGUGUACUCAAUCGCAGAACAUUAUGUGGAAGCCUAUGAACGAGGGAACAUUGAUCCUCGGUGCGUCAACACAUCCGCAAAAUAUAUCUUUACACGAUGCGAAGAACUGCUGAAUUAUGCCGGGAUUUCCAAUAUUUUCCUCGUCAUGGAUGGCAAACGCUGUCCGCUCAAGGCCGUCACCAAUCAAGAUCGAGAGAGUCGGCGUCGUGCCAACUUGAUGGAAGCUCGUGCAUUCAAAAAACAACAUAAGAGAUCGCUAGCAGAAGAGAAGUACAAGGCCUGCAUCAAGAUUGUGGACAGUCUAACCAAGGCAGUCAUGGCAAACGUCGAAUCCAAGUGCCGUAAAAAGAACAUGAAUAUUCACUUUGUUUGGGCUCCUUAUGAAGCAGACGCUCAGAUGGUGCGCAUUUGCGUCGAUGGACAGGCUGAUGCGAUUGUGACAGAGGACUCCGAUGUGCUGGUGUAUCUCGCAGCUUGUCACGCGCCGUACCCCGUGCUGUACAAACUAGACAGAGGGUCUGGUCAAUGUUCGAUUACAUCGAUGGAAUUCCUUUUGAAUCCUUCCGACACGCAGUCAUUUGCCAGAGCAAAACAAAAUAGCAAGAACAACAGCCUGGCAGGCUUUCAAUCCACUCUCAACGGUAUGAGGUUUGCUCAGAAGAAGGAACCUGGACACGGUGUCAGACAGUUCGUUCAAGCAUGUUGUCUUUCUGGCUGUGACUAUGCCCCCAACAUGCUCCAUGGUAUCGGUCUGGUGACGGCGUUCAAACUAGUCCGAGGAAAUUGCAACGAAGCCCCUGAAAAAGUGUUCCGAAAGGUACUCUCCAGCCUUCCCGAUAAGGCGACAAAAAACAUAGACCGGACUCAGUACGAGGAAAACCUUGCCAAGAGCGAAGCGGUUUUUUACUACCAUCCUUGCCUGGACAAGGCAGGCAACAUCACGACCUUGGUGAGCCCCAAAGUGGACGGAGAAUCUACAAGCCGCUUGAACAAAUGGUAUCCAGACCUUGGGUUGUUUGAGGACAUCUCGUUUCUAGGAAAUGACCAUUUCUUGAAAGACUUACAUGCUGGUAUUUCCAAAACAACCACGGCGAGACCUGCACUUCUUCCGAUUUCAAACACCAUUUCAGCAAGCAAUACUUCGAACAAAACACCAACGCACGCAUGCGGGAACAGGAAAGUCGCGGCGCUUCCUCCCAUGCGCAAAAGAGUCUCUCGAAUUCCCCCAACAAACCCAUAUCUCAAGAAGGCUCGGGUGCCGCGACAACACGACAACUUUCGCGAAAAGGAGGCUGCCAAAGAUGACGAAAAUGCGUGCGAUGAGAUCCUGACAGCGUACAGAAACGAAAGGACUGAACGACCAUCCAGCGUUCCCGUGCCAACUAAUGGUUUUGGAUUACAACAAUUCGCUUUCAAGGGCGAUGUUCGUCACGUGAAGCGUCAUUUCGGUCCUGAACCUCCGGCAACAAGACCAGCUCGUGGAAAUCACCCGGUCCGGCCAUCUAGACCUUUGCAUGCCCCCACAUUGAGUGCACCGACAUUGGUUGAACCGAAACCCGCAAAGAGGGUUGCAGCCGAGUUCCAGUAUGACGUCGACACACAGGAGCUUGACCCGAGUGAGACGUUGAGUUAUUCAGAACUUAGUACUGUUGCUUUGCCAUCGGAUACCAGAACUACGAACAACGAUCGGCGCCGUCGUGAAUCCAAAGCAGAACAGCCAACUUUCGACACAUUCCAGACCAACGAAAGCGAUAGCGAGAGUUCUUCUCUGGCAGACCCACACGAGCAAGUAUCGACGUACUUUCCUAGACAGCCUCGACAACGUGGCAGUCCUACGCGAGAGAGGCGCAUAACACAUUUGUCUGAAUCUGCUGACGAAGUGGAAGUCCGUUCGAGAAGCAUUGAUGCAAAGCAUCGUCGCGCAGAGAACAGGCAGUCUUUUCCAAUUGACGAGAACAAGCAGUCUUUUCCAGAUGACGAGAGCCCUCAUGGCGAGCGCUUAGUACAAAAUGGUUUAGCCCAAUACUCUCCCCGGCAAAGCAUGGUACGGCGCUGUCGAAUCCGGGAAAACAUUCAUCAAGAGGAGAACUAUUCCUCUUUCGAAGGGCCACCCCAAGAUGAGUUGAGUUCAGUCCCGUCUCCUGAAAACCAAGGCAGCCACGGUAACAUACACAAGACCUCCUAUCCAACCUACCCAGAUGCGGACUACUCUUCCCAAGAAGAUCUACAUGAAGAGGAUUUGAUGAAAGCACACGCUUCUGGGAACUGCCACACUCUGCAAAGGCGAGACGACCGACACUGUUCAAACGCACGAGUCCAACAGACAGCGGCGAAUUCUGAUUACUCUUCUGGAGAGGAUCUUUCGGAAGAGGAAUUUCUUCGUCAGGACGCAUUUCCUGACCAAAGAGGUGUCUUGCCAGAUCGCCAAUCCGAGAGAUUUGAAUCAGUCCGAGGAAAGAACGGUCACAAGGAAGCUUCGUACGACGAUCUGUCGUCGUCGAGACACUCGAGCCGAGGUCGUGGAGCUCCUUCGUUUUCAAACCAGCCAUUACAGAUGAGACAACAACUGAGCUGGAAGCAGAAGGCACGGCGUUCAUCGUACGACGACGUUGUUGUUUUGGAUAAUCCUGAUUUGGAGACAAGCAAGUAUUUCGCAAACAAGACAAGAUCUAGGAGAGUGACGCUCGAAGGAGAGGGAAAUAGGCACGAUGAUUCUCUUGACGAUGACUCGGUGGUUGAUCUCAGCGAAAUCGUCGACGAAGAAGAGUGCCUGCCAGCUUUUGACGAAGAAGAGUGCCUGCCAGCUUUUGACUACGGUCCUGCUGUCCGUGCCGUGCACACCAACUCCGACAAUCCCUCUUCAAGCUCACACGAUGAACACAACCGUGUAUAUUCCCACCAACCAAAGGUGCGAACAAACUUCAAACCUAAACCUUUUCGAAACCCCAAGCGAAAUUCGGGACCGAGCCCACUAGAGAAAGCCUUCCAGCACCAGAAUGAUCGGUACGGCUCUACGAGGAGUGGGAGUUCCCAGCCUCUAUUUUCCUUGGGCCAGAUCAAUUCCAUAACUAGAUCCAACAGAAAUGGUGCUGGAAAGUCGAAGAAAGGCAACGCCUCUCAGCAGAGGUCGCUUCUUGGGUUCGCGGGGUUCGGACUGACAGUAAAAAUUCUCGAGAGAGAGCAGGAUGACUUUUAA